UCAUAUUAUUAUAUAAUUAAAAGCAAAAAACAAUCAGAGCCUCUUGACAAUUGCAAGUAUGUUAUAGUAUAUAUAUGAGUAGUUUACACCUAAGUUUCCAUGAACCAGCAGCAAUUAAAGUGGAGUUAAAUUCCAUUUCCAGGAAGAAUCAGAGAGAGAAAAGGGAAAAAAAAUGAAAAUGGUGAAAGAUGAAAUUCGAAAGGGUCCCUGGACAGAACAUGAGGACAUCCUUCUGGUCAACUUUGUUCACCUAUUUGGAGAUCGAAGAUGGGAUUUUAUUGCUAAAGUUUCAGGUUUGAAGGUGUGGCGGGAGACGAACGAUAGGUUACGAUGGGUUAAUUACCUGCACCCUGGUCUCAAAAGGGGAAAGAUGACACCCCAAGAAGAGCGCCUUGUGCUUGAGCUUCAUUCCAAAUGGGGAAAUAGGUGGUCAAAAAUUGCUCGGAAAUUACCAGGACGUACAGACAACGAGAUAAAGAACUAUUGGAGAACUCAUAUGAGAAAAAAGGCUCAAGAAAAGAAACGGGCCAUGUCACCAUCAUCAUCAUCUUCAGUUUGUCAUCCCUCACCAUCAACUUCUACUAAAGUGGAUUCCUUGCCCUUUUCGGGUACUGGAAAGGUAAGUUUUUAUGACACUGGAGGUCCAGAUAUGGCAUCUUUGGCAGGAAAAAAAAGUCCAGAAUUCGAAGAUGAAAAGGGCUACCCCAUGGAUGAAAUAUGGAAAGAUUUUGAUCUGUAUGAAGAAAACACAAUGAUAUCUCUGUCUGAUAACUACAGUGAAGGUUGCAAUUUUUCCUGUCCUUCAAUGGCUUCUCCACCAUGGGAGUACUUGUGGGAUUCACUGUGGAAGAUGGAUGAAGAAGAGAGUAAGAUGUUCCUCCCAACCAAUCAAUUUCUUUCUUGUACCGAAUAUGGGAAAGCAUCUUUAACCGGCUAAUUAGAAUUCAUUUAUUUGUUCAUACGUAAUACUAGUAUUUCCUAGGGUCUCUCUAACCUGUAUAUCUGGGUUUUCUUUAAGCUUUAUGAUAAACAGUUUUCUUAUCUCAUCCUGCAUAUCACUGUAAUAAUCUCGUUGCUGUAGUCUAUGUCCCGGUGUUUUGUGUGGUUUAAUUAGUCCUCAGAGAGGAAGAGAGAACCUAUGUCAAAAUCCCCCCUGAGGAGACCAUGUAUGUUCAAUGAAUGUAUAAUACUCAUUUGGAAUUUAAAUUUUGAACCAGCUUGAUGCUCUGUAACACUGGAGAUUCAUCUUCUUUAUUAAAAAGGUG
Molecule: messenger RNA, 1265 nt
Organism: Durio zibethinus
Lineage: Eukaryota; Viridiplantae; Streptophyta; Magnoliopsida; Malvales; Malvaceae
Product: transcription factor MYB59-like
Biological process (GO): regulation of DNA-templated transcription
Cellular component (GO): nucleus
Molecular function (GO): DNA-binding transcription factor activity; sequence-specific DNA binding
Source: RefSeq, a predicted model, not a curated record